Messenger RNA from Phytophthora nicotianae INRA-310, 285 nucleotides. RefSeq lists its product as hypothetical. Lineage: Eukaryota; Oomycota; Peronosporomycetes; Peronosporales; Peronosporaceae. The transcript has a single exon. The record is from RefSeq and is a predicted model, not a curated record. The coding region runs from base 1 to 285 and encodes 94 amino acids.
AUGUCCGUGCUCAUCGAUGAGUCGAUAGAAGUGGUCGUGUCGUGGGUGACCACAGCUUGGCGUCAGGUUCCGAAUAGUGUCGUGCAGCAGAGUGUGGACAAGUGUGGCUUCUUCGCAAACUCGAGCGACUGGUUUAUCAGUAAGCAAGAUGUGUACGGGUCGCAGUUCGAUGCUGCUUGGAGCGCCCGCAGCGAUGUGAGCUCUGAUUCCGACAUCGAGGACGACACUAACAGCACUUUUGAUGAGGUGCUUGACACGCUGGACGAGAUCGUGAUCAAUGAGUAG